AUGACCUCGGCUAGUGACACUUGUGACGAGGUGGCUGAUGCUCGGGAACGGUAUCUUCGUUUCUUCGCAAAUGCUGCAGGGAGCAAUGUGACCGUAGCGAUGCACGAAAAAACAAGUGUGACCGGUGUAUUAGUGGCAAUGAAAGGCGAUGGUAGCCAUUUUCUUGUCGAUCAACUCAAAACCCCCAUUGGAGUGAUGGAUAGUGCUGUAUUGAGAACAGCGGACACUAUCAUGAUGAUCAUGGACUGGAAUGAUGUAAAUCGACACAAAUAA
Haemonchus placei is the source of this 273-nucleotide messenger RNA. Lineage: Eukaryota; Metazoa; Nematoda; Chromadorea; Rhabditida; Trichostrongylidae. The record is from the annotation of a GenBank genome assembly.